AUGAAUCAGACCCUUCCAGAGAUUCCUGUACUAUUUGAUAACACCAACAAUUAUGAUAUCCCCACUACUCAAAAGAGUGCACUACUUGACGGGUUAUACAAAGCAUUUCCAGACAGCCUGCAUCCGCUUAUGACCUCUAGCCACUUUAGCAACCUCGUUGUGCCACAGGCUCAAGCUGUUCAUUCUGAUCAUCUCAAGAAACUCUGUACUUGUGCAGCCAACAUCUUCCCCGACAUUCCAGCCAAUUACAUCAGUAAUGCUCAGUACAAACAAAAAGUCCCAAAAAACUGUCUUUGUGGCCAGACUUCUCUGGAAAAAGAGGGACAAUCCAAGAACAACACAGCAAGGCAAUGGGGUGUUACAGGUGCCACACCAGGUGCAAUAGCUGGGUUUUGUAUUAAAACUGCUGUGCUGCUUGCACCCGACACUCAAUUUAGCCAUGAUGAGCUGGGAAAAAUCUUGAAGAUCAACUAUGUCCUUAUCAUGGGUUGGAACAUCCCUUGCAUCAAGUCUAUUGUUCGGAACAUCAAUUACUCUAUCUGGGGCACUGCAGCAGGUUCUCUCAAAGAUGAAAUAUUUGACAUUGACCGCAUCCUGCUGGCCCUCAAUGUAAAGGAAGGUGAAACAAAAGCUGGAGAGAAUAUAGCUUUGCUUAUUAAUAUGGCUGUCAGUGUCACUGCUGAACUCCAGCCACCAACUAUAGUCAUAGAUUCAGAGUUUGUAGCUGGCAUUUGUGAUAAUGCUGGUGCUGUAGCCAUUGAUACUAUGCAACCUUGCAGCAGGGGGAGAAGGGAUAGGGUGGUUUUGGGAACAGCUAGGUCUAGUGCAAAGUAG
This is a messenger RNA of Serpula lacrymans var. lacrymans S7.9, 834 nucleotides long. RefSeq lists its product as uncharacterized. The record is from RefSeq and is a predicted model, not a curated record. The transcript has 6 exons. Bases 1 to 834 code for a protein of 277 amino acids. Lineage: Eukaryota; Fungi; Basidiomycota; Agaricomycetes; Boletales; Serpulaceae.